Messenger RNA from Didymodactylos carnosus, 663 nucleotides. Lineage: Eukaryota; Metazoa; Rotifera; Eurotatoria; Philodinida; Philodinidae. The record is from the annotation of a GenBank genome assembly.
UCUAGAAGAUUUUCCACAACGGUAGGUUUAAAUAAAAAACAUAAAAAAUGAAUAUAUCUGUGAAUAUUAUGUGACUGUUUUUUUUUUUUUUAUUAGAUUAUUAAACGGAAGCAAAUUGAUACAAUCUUUUUUUUUCUUUUUUUUGUUGAAAUAGAUCCGCCAGAUGUAACUUCAUUACAAACAAAAACCUAUCAUUUUCCAGGUGAUUCUAUAGCAUUUGUGUGUUUUAUUGACUCUAAUCCUGAUCCAAAUAUCAGAUGGUUUCAUACCUCAGCUAAUUCCAAUAGUAAUCGUAAAGAUUUGACAACCUUUUAUCAAGGACAACAUAAUUCUAAUGUUUGGUCAAUUGUUGAAGAAAAAUUAAACAAUACAAGGUGGAAAACUAUACUUUACAUUAAACACGUAGCAAAACGUUUUCUUAACACAGAAUUUAUUUGCUAUGCAAAAAAUAAAUUAGGUGAUAGUCAACAUUCAAUCCAUUUAGCAGAAAAUAUUCGAAGAUUAGAUAAUCAUGUUAAAAAACAUCGACUUACUACAAUGUCAAAUUUAUUAACAUCAAAAGAGAGUGAAUAUUUAUUACUUAAACCGGUAUCCGAUUAUAAUGAUGUUAAAAUUAGACGUAUGGAUGAUACAUCACGAAGAAAAUUUCACAACAUAUUAUAG